AGUAGACGGCAGAGGUGGCGGCGGCGCGGCCGGCAGCUGCCCGGGAAACGCUUCGCUGACGGGCAGGUCAGGCAAUCGUCUCUGCGCCUCGCUCCCGGGAGGCUCGAGGGCCCCCCUUGAAUGGGCCGAGGGCCCCGGGUCCGGCAGCUUCCUCUGCCUUUGCCGAGCCCGCCAGGGGGCGCAGCGCCGAGGGGCUGCGGAGCCGGGGCCGGGCGCGGCUGACGCGCGGAGGGCGCGGGGCGGCGGAGAGAGUGCUGCCCCGCUCGGGACGUGCCCCUGGGCCGGGGACCGGGAGCCUCCCCUCCUGACCGAGGCCAAGGUUUCUGGGGGUGAGGAGGGCGCGCCGCCCUCUGCCCCCGCCGGCCGCCGGCACCCUGGCCAUGACGGGCAAGUCCGUGAAGGACGUGGAUCGCUACCAGGCGGUCCUGGCCAACCUGCUGCUGGAGGAGGAUAACAAGUUCUGUGCGGACUGCCAGUCUAAAGGGCCACGAUGGGCCUCCUGGAACAUUGGUGUGUUCAUCUGCAUUCGGUGUGCUGGAAUCCACAGGAAUUUGGGGGUGCACAUAUCCAGGGUAAAAUCAGUUAACCUUGACCAGUGGACUCAAGAACAGAUUCAGUGUAUGCAAGAGAUGGGGAAUGGAAAGGCAAACCGACUUUAUGAAGCCUUCCUUCCUGAGACCUUUCGGCGACCUCAAAUAGACCCAGCUGUCGAGGGAUUCAUUCGAGAUAAAUAUGAGAAGAAGAAAUACAUGGACCGAAGUCUAGACAUCAGUGCCCUUAAGAAAGAAAAAGAUGACAAGUGGAAAAGAGGGAAUGAGCCAGCUUCAGAGAAAAAAAUGGAACCUAUUGUUUUUGAGAAAGUGAAAAUGCCACAGAAAAAAGAAGACCCACAGCUACCUCGGAAAAGCUCCCCGAAGUCCACAGCACCUGUCAUGGAUUUGUUAGGCCUUGAUGCUCCUGUGGCCUGCUCCAUGACAAGCAGUAAGACCAGCAAUGCCCUAGAGAAGGACUUAGAUCUUUUGGCCUCUGUUACAUCCCCCUCUUCUUCAGCUUCCAGAAAGGUGGUCGGUUCCAUGCCAACUGCAGGGAGUGCCGGCUCUGUUCCCGAAAACCUGAACCUGUUUCCAGAGCCAGGGAGCAAAUCAGAAGAAACAGGCAAGAAGCAGCUCUCCAAGGACUCCAUCCUCUCCCUGUAUGGCUCCCAGACGCCUCAGAUGCCUGCCCCAGCAAUGUUCAUGGCUCCUGCUCAGAUGGCCUAUCCCACAGCCUACCCCGGCUUCCCUGGGGUUGCACCUCCUAACAGCAUCAUGGGGAGCAUGAUGCCCCCACCAGUAGGCAUGGUAGCCCAGCCAGGGGCUUCAGGGAUGGUUGCCCCCAUGGCCCUGCCUGCAGGCUACGUGGGUGGUAUGCAGGCAUCAAUGAUGGGUGUGCCAAAUGGAAUGAUGACCACCCAGCAGGCUGGCUACAUGGCAAGCAUGGCAGCUAUGCCCCAGACUAUGUAUGGGGUUCAGCCAGCUCAGCAGCUGCAAUGGAACCUUACUCAGAUGACCCAGCAGAUGGCUGGGAUGAACUUCUGUGGAGCCAACGGCAUGCUGAGCUACGGACAGUCAAUGAACGGCGGGAACGGGCAGGCGGCAAGUCAGACUCUCAGCUCUCAGAUGUGGAAAUGAGAACUAAUCAUCACCCGUGUGGCUGCCGCUCUCCUCUGCCCUCCCCUCCCCCCUUUCCUCCUCCUACAACUUUUCACGCCUUCCCCUUUUCCUACCUCUCUCCAUUUGGUUUAGAAAUUGCUCAGUCUGUCAUUUGGGGUUUGGCAUUCUGCCCGCCCAGCCGCCUCCCAGACACGCAGACCUCUCUGUUGUUUUAUAUUGUACGUGUCCCCUGGCCAUCCCCACUCCCUCCCCGGCGGCCCCAGUCCUCUCCUGCACCAGCACCUUAGCACCUGUGGGCAGAAGGCACUUACUGUGGAAGGUUAGACCUCCAAUCAGAUUCCCAGAAGGGUCUAGAUAUAGGUUUUGUGUUUUAGGCCAAGAGGGGAGGGUUUGGAGGUACUUCCGUGUGUGAAUAACUGUUUCUACAUAUUUAAGUUAUUAUUGAAGAGGGAGGCAUCACGCUCCCAUGAUUUGUGGGAAUGAAGAAAGUGCUGAAAUAAAAUCAAAUACUUAUACUGGGUCUUAGAUCAGGUUGGCCCCUCGCCUUGGGGAGAUACAAGCCCCAUCUAUGAGGAUGAGCAAAAACGUCCCUCCCCGGUCCCCUGCACUGCUUUCUGGAUCUGAAGCCUCAGGACUUGCUGCUUAAGUCAACCUUUAUCAGCACCAAAGACUUACGAAGGUCCCUCCCAAAACACAGCCCUUUCCUGCCUCAUCCUGCCUACAGUGAGACCUGGCCCCACCGUUAGAGGACCAGCCCUUCCGGAGGGAGUGCAGAGCUUAACGCCUGUUGUGUGUGUGCGCGCGCGUGUGUGUGUGAGUGUGUGUGUGUGUGUGUGUGUGUGUGUGUUUUCCACCUCCCACUCUCUCCCCAUCUGCUCUGGGUAUUUUUGUUUUUGGUUUUUCAGGUUUAGGUUUACAACAGAGAGAAAUUAAUUUAUCAACAGCCUAAAACUGUUGCCAGUUUUUCUUACAGUUAAACAAAGAAUUACAGUCUCAUUGACGGCUCUCUUUCUCCUUUCCCCUCUCCAACCUGCUAACCACCAGUCCAUGCCUGUGUGUCCCGGGCUGCUCUGCUCCCCCACCAGUGCAGGUGUGUGAGGCGGAGAGCCGGGCAGCUUCCUCUCAGUCGCUGUCCACCCCACUGGAACAUUAAAACCAGAACACGUUGCUUAGAAGCUUCCAGCUGUGGGAACCGCGGCCCCGGUUGCCUUUCUCCUGUGUGCGUGUAAAUUCCUUAAUAAACAUCGCAGGGAAGCACUGU
Pipistrellus kuhlii (Kuhl's pipistrelle) is the source of this 2913-nucleotide messenger RNA. RefSeq names its product small ArfGAP2 (gene SMAP2). Gene Ontology annotation, molecular function: GTPase activator activity. The record is from RefSeq and is a predicted model, not a curated record. NCBI's taxonomy places the organism in Eukaryota, Metazoa, Chordata, Mammalia, Chiroptera, Vespertilionidae. The transcript is spliced from 11 exons. Bases 381 to 1670 code for a protein of 429 amino acids.